UUUUUUUUUACCUCAGUCCCGCGUGCAAAGUUUCAAAAUGUCAAAAUACCUGCUGAUUUUUGUGUUAAUUAUGAAUAUCGCGUGUAGUUUUUAUUGCGAUGCUACGGGUAACAAAAAACAAGGUCCAGCCAUGGCAUUGCUUCGUUCGAGCGUCGAGUCGAAAUCAAGGAUUCCAAGGUCUGUCGAAAAUAAUAAUAUUUUCGCCCCCAUAUUGACGGCCAUCGAUGCAACAGCUUUGCCGAUAAAAAGCGUGCUAAAGUCAACGUUUAACCGAUUCGUCUCCGUUGCCUGGCACCUCAUCAAGAAUUACGUACUCCCACUGUUGGACGAUUCCAUAACCGUUUCGCGCAAAUCGAAUUUGAUGCCCGAAUUCAUCCUCAAGUAUCUCGUUCAAUUGCAAACAGCCUACCACAUAUUGAAGCUCUUCCACAUAAUUUAACAUCAUUUGUAAGCAGUACAGCUAAAUGGAAUAUAUAAAUAA
Molecule: messenger RNA, 481 nt
Organism: Copidosoma floridanum
Lineage: Eukaryota; Metazoa; Arthropoda; Insecta; Hymenoptera; Encyrtidae
Source: RefSeq, a predicted model, not a curated record